CGGCUUAUUCAAAGCUGCGAAACGCAUCAGUCGUUUAGAGACGCGUAAACUAUACACUUACUCGGGAGAGUUAGGUAGCUUUAUAAAAAAUGGCGUUUAAAUAUUUUUUGGAAAUUCUCGUUUUAGCUGUUUGUGUUGAAUUUGGCUCGUCGAUCCGUUGCUACGAGUGUAACAGCGCGAACAACUCGAUGUGUUUGAACCCCACUAUCUACGACACGGAGACCGUACAGAAGUACCUCCGCGCCACCAGCUGUGAUCAUAGCGCGUUCUUAGGACCGAAUCCACCAGCAGCCAAACAGAUGUUCUGCAGAAAAAUAAUUCAGACUAUUCUCCACAAGGGUCACGAUGCUGAGGUCCGAGUGACUCGUGGCUGCGGCUGGGUUAGACAUCAUAAGGACUGCUACAAGGCUGACAAUGAAGAUCACCUGGAAACAGUAUGCCAGUGCUUCACCGAUGAUUGUAAUGGGGCUAUGACAUUGAAACAUAGUCUUGUAAUUACGUUUAUUAGCUUAGGUUUAAUAUUGUUAAAAUAUUACUAAGUUUACAACACUACUCGUAAAGUCAACUUCUUCUAAAUUUGACUCGGAGUUUCUAUGUUUGUAAAGGAUUUUCUCUGAUGUUCACAAGUUCUGAAAAUCUUUAUGACUCAGAACAUAAAAUGAUAAUUAAUAAUUUAUUUUAUUACAUUGUAAAUGAAUGUAAACUAGGUUAGAACCCACAGCAGUGAGGAGUGGCGUGGAGGUAUUUUA
Vanessa tameamea is the source of this 749-nucleotide messenger RNA. RefSeq lists its product as uncharacterized. The record is from RefSeq and is a predicted model, not a curated record. Gene Ontology annotation, biological process: regulation of synaptic transmission, cholinergic; positive regulation of voltage-gated potassium channel activity; sleep. The transcript has 3 exons. Bases 90 to 539 code for a protein of 149 amino acids. NCBI's taxonomy places the organism in Eukaryota, Metazoa, Arthropoda, Insecta, Lepidoptera, Nymphalidae.